This is a messenger RNA of Triplophysa rosa, 4197 nucleotides long. RefSeq names its product potassium channel, subfamily K, member 4a (gene kcnk4a). Gene Ontology annotation, molecular function: potassium ion leak channel activity. Gene Ontology annotation, biological process: stabilization of membrane potential; potassium ion transmembrane transport. NCBI's taxonomy places the organism in Eukaryota, Metazoa, Chordata, Actinopteri, Cypriniformes, Nemacheilidae. Bases 836 to 2473 code for a protein of 545 amino acids. The transcript is spliced from 8 exons. Gene Ontology annotation, cellular component: membrane. The record is from RefSeq and is a predicted model, not a curated record.
UUAUACCAUUAUUUAUUGCCACGUGUUACUGAUGAUGGUGCUUUGUUUUUUAAGUUUUGGCAACGGUCUAUGUAUGAAAAGUCCACUGGUGAUUUCAGCACUUGACCACCUUCAUUCGGUUUCACUAAAUCUUAUUUUGCCACUAAUAGCUCAAUUUUACUGCUGGUAUUUAUGAUUUAUAACACAACAUGUGUGAGCUUGUGCUUAUACAGUAACGACGAAAGAAAAACCACAUGCAAUAUCACAGAAAUGAAAAAGUAUUAAUAAACCGAAUAUCUGGUGUCCAAGGUUAUUUUGGGAACAUAACGGAAACACAUUCCCCUUUCAUGACACUCUCUCCGUGAUUUCCAUGCAAACAGAUGAAAGAUAAGUAGAGAGAGAUAGAAACAAAAGGAUUAGAGAAGGUUGCUCAAACAUGUCGAGGUAGAGAUGAAUAAACUGUCAGCUUACAUUUGUGUAUAAUUUGUGUGUCUGCCAAGCCAUCGUCUCUCCUCCCCCUUCUGUUCUUCUCGUCUCGUCUCGUCUCUGCUCUUUCUCCGUUCUCAUGUUGGCAGGUUCCCGUAAGUCCUGGUAAUGGGGAAAGACCUGAUGAGUUUGUAUAUCUUCACGCUCAUCUGCCGGAGGAAGGGAACUCCUGAUCUCACACACGCAAGUCAGAACUCCACAUCUGAGGUUUCUGAAGAAACCAAUGAAAGAGGCUGAGCGGAGGAAACAUCAAAAGAAAGACAGACAGGCUGAUAUGGAGGAGAACGAGAAAGCUGUUGGUUUGGAAAGGCAAGUGUUGUAAGAACGCAUGUGUUUUUCAGUUUGACGUCACCCAGCGCUCGACACAGCCAUGCGCAACUCAACGCUGUUGACCAUCCUGGCGGCUGUGCUGCUGUAUUUGGUGCUGGGAGCUCUGGUGUUCGGCUGGCUGGAGUCCUCCAGGGAGGAAUGGGCCCACCGGGAGCUGCUGACCUCCAGAAUGGCUUUUCUACAGAACCACAGCUGUGUCAAUCCAUACAUUUUGACAGAGUUCACCGAGAAAGUGGUAGAUGCCAUUGAGGCGGGCGUUGAUGUCAAAAGCACAUCAAACUUCAGCAGCAGAUGGGUGUUUUCCAAUGCGUUCUUCUUCUGUGGUACCAUCAUCACAACUAUUGGCUUUGGAAACAUCUCGCCCAAGACUGAAGGUGGUCAGUUGUUCUGUAUAUUUUAUGCUCUGGUGGGGAUCCCCAUGUUUGGCAUUCUGUUAGCAGGGGUUGGAGAUCAUUUGGGCACCCUGCUGCGGAAAGCCGUGGCAAAGAUUGAGACUUUAUUUCUGCGCAAGGGUGUGAAGCCCACCAGCGUCCGCGUAAUCUCCGCUGUCUUCUCCAUCCUGAUUGGCUGUUUAAUCUUCAUCGCCGUGCCGACCAUGGUGUUUCAGGAAGUGGAGAGCUGGAGUCUGUUGGAAGCAGGAUAUUUUGUGGUCAUCACUCUGACAACGGUGGGCUUCGGGGACUACGUGACAGAGAACAGACGAGAUGGCACGCCCCUGUAUAAACCAUUGGUGUGGUUGUGGAUAGUGUUUGGUAUGGCCUAUUUUGCAUCCAUCCUCACUAUGAUUGGAAACUGGUUACGGGUUUUGUCUAAGAAGACUCGUGCGGAGAUGGAGGAGCUGAGAGCUCAUGCCACAGACUGGACUCAGAAUAUUCAGAACAUGUCCAUGGACUUCCGCAUUCCUGUCCCACUCGAUCUCAACGACCCCUUUCAGCUCCAGCGCAGACGCAGACGGAAGCGCCGUCGCCAUCACCGCCACCCGAGGGCGAACGUGACGGGAUCGGCCCACGGGAUCUCUCUAGAUGCCGCCGCCGCUAUCCGAGAAAACGGGCACCUGCUGGUUGUCUGGCCUGAAUCUGUGUAUACCCCAGCAUGUGAAGCGAUGUCCCAGUCCAGAUCAUGCUCGAGAUUAGACGCAAGAUAUGAAACGAGACCAGGAUCCAGGCUGACGGAGGGAGCCGGUUCGAGAUCCAUCUCACGGUUAGAACCGAAAACGCCACCCGGAUCCAGAGGCCUUUCCGGGUCUCCUUCGGAAUCCGGAUCAGAAUCGGCAUCAGGAUCCAUCUCUGGGUCCGAGACGCCGUCGGGAUCCUGGUCGGAAUCCUACUCGAACUCCCGGAACUCGGACGAGCUGGAAUCUGGAGAAGAGUGCUCUCAGAGGUCACCGGGUAGUGUGCAGGACGUCUCUGUUCUUAUGGUGUCCUCCCGUUCACCGCCUCAACCCUCCCUGCUGGACUUCUUCGGUGAGAACUUGGCGUACAUCGAUGAGUCGUCAGACACUCUUAGCGACCGGGGGAAACCAGCCGGACCGAAUCGCCCUCGUAAGCCCAAGAGGAAGAGCAUGAGGAGACAAAUUCCCCAUUCGCAUCCCAUUGGACUACUAAGAGAUCUCAGUUGUGAAAUACAGCCGUUGUCGCACUCUCCGACCCCUCCACCUCAAACCUCACCCAACACAUGAGAAAAAACACUUAUGACCAAGACAUUAUUAUGCGGUGUUAUAAAAUGCAUUCUGUUGCAACGCAAACGUCACGGGUUCGAAUCCCAGGGAAAACGCACACCGAUCAAAUGCUUGCCUAGAAUGCACUUUGAUAAAAUGGCUAAAAAUAUCAAAUUGACUAGCAGGUUUUUGGACAACUAGUCGACCCACAUGGCAUAUCCCUUCACCAAGUGUUCUCGUUCAACCGCACUCCUUCAACCGGCUGUUUUAUUUGCUGGAGACAAGUCAAAUAUCCAAGUUGUCGUCUCAUAAGUUGUUCAUCACAGUUAAAAGAUGCCAGACAGUCCAGACACAUGAAUGAGCUGUUGGCUCACGGGUCAUGUCCCGAUUCCACACGUCUCUUACCCUCAUGUUCCUGUCUGCCUCCACUGUCCUAUGGAUAAAGUAAAAAAAAAGAUGGCAAACAUCUUAGAUAUGUGUGUAAAUAUAGCAUCAAUGAAAUACAGAGAGUUAAGGAGAUUUCUAGAUUUAGUCUAGAAAUGUGGGUCACUGUGUUUUUUUUAUACAGUAGAUAUUUAGGCAAACUCAAGUUCACUGUAUGUGGUAUCAAGUCUUGAACCAGUGUAUUGUGCCUUUAACUCACAGAUGUUAAGUUAUUUUGUGAAGUGAUUUUUUAUAGUGCCUUGCAUUUAUAUCCCCCCUUUAUGCCUGCAUUAUUUAGUGUUUGUUGAGUAAAGGAAGUGCUAUACGUAUUCAAACAUCAGUUCUUUAUUAAUCCUUGCAUUUCAAACAGAGACAGUUGCUGCGUCCCAAUUCGCCUACUUAGUCACUAAAAGUAUUUACUGUUUUUGUUAUGGAAAAGUAUAUACACUUUAGUGCGUAUAGCUAAACUGUAUGCAUGCACUGGGACAUACUAACAGGAUACGGAAGUGGCCGUUGUUGCCUAGACGACACUGUGAUCGUUAAGUGUCAAGAAUCUAUUAUAUCAAUAUAUCUAUUCUUUGCAUUGAAGUAUUUAUUCAUUCAUUAUUUCAUAUGAAAUGUUUACUGUAUACUUACAUUUAUUGAUUCAGCGAAGCAUCUUUAACUUUAUGAAUGCAGUGGAGUGUCACUGAUCUCCGCCCUCACGCAGUAAGUUCACACUUCAAAUUUUCACGGAAACCGAGAAUACUCAUGUUAGCAUACUAUGAUUUGGGACGUACUAAUUCUAUUUUCGAAUACUAUUUAGGAUGGAUGCGAAUUGGGACGCAGCAAGUGUGAAAAGUGAGCGGCACUUCUGUCACAAUAAAGUCAGGUGGAGUUUGAGGAUCCAAUGGAGUUUCGAUUUCUUUGUAAUACAUUUCAUUGGUUAAAUAUUUGUAUUAUAUUCAGGCCCUGGCUCGACUGGGGGGGGCAAUCAUAUGUUCUGGUUGGGCAGAUAUAGUCAUAGUUCAUUGCAUGCAUUUCUUUCCCACAGAUUCAAUUGACGGAUAAUUAUUUAAUAGAUCAUACAAAUAAGUAUUUAAUAAUAGGUAUUUAAUUUGUUAUUAUCUUUAUUGUCAGCUGGAUAUUUUUGGUGGGCCCAAGAAAAAUCUGGAGGCCCCCCUAGCCCCCCCAGACCUAGCCUAUGGUACUCGCCUUCAUGUGUAUGAAUUUCAUUAGACACAAAAUAAUAUAAAAACAUUUCCCUCUACUGCAUAUCUAAAUUCCACAGAUAUUCUUAUGUGAAGACGUCUGUGUGAUGCUGAACAACAUCAAUUCUCGUU